AUGAAAUUGUAUUCAAUAAUCUGUUCCCGCUUGGAAGAUGUCUGUCGAGAGAGGAGAAACGCAUGCCAACGACUGUUUUCCCUGCAAACUGGCGUACAUUUCGUGUCGCCGUGGCAAGCAGGUCGGCUUGUUUCCAGCGGCCACUUUGUGAAGCCACCAACCGGCCACCAGAUCAAUCACACUGACUGGUACACCAACAGCACGCUAGUCAGGCCCGAUUUCAUAGCGAACACAUCAUCCAUUCCUCUUGCAAACGGAUCCCCACAUGACGCCACGACACUGCCUCUUCAAUCACAUUCUCCAGUUCCCGAGGCGCCGCUGGCGGACGUGAAAGAAGCGCGCCCAACUUCACCACUUUUUCCCCAUCCCCUCGCCGUAACGUGUCUGCAUGUCGCCAUGACGCGUCGGUCCGUGUCGCACACGUGA
Protopolystoma xenopodis is the source of this 426-nucleotide messenger RNA. Lineage: Eukaryota; Metazoa; Platyhelminthes; Monogenea; Polystomatidea; Polystomatidae. The record is from the annotation of a GenBank genome assembly.